UCAUCAACAGCCACAGGCAUUGCUAUCAAACGUGGCGGUAAGGUGGAGUUGUAAAGUUUAAACCUUUGAUAAAUUCUCGGUGACUCCGAGUUUGUCUCGCAUGUGGAUUUGAAUACUGAAGAAGAAACAAUGUCUGUGGAAAGAUCUUUGGAAGCUUGGGAAGAGGUUCAAAGACAUGGACAUGACCUAGCUGAUAGACUUGCUCAGGGCUUUAACGGUUUGAUUCAUAUCAACCCACCUUCGUUUCCAUCGAAGCUAUUCAUCGACCAACCUAUCAAUGGCGUUUCGGCGAUUGUUGAUAUUGGGAACAAGAUUGGUCAAGCUGGUGUUGAUUUUGGCGCUGGAUUAAAUGUCAUGGUUCAUCAAUUUUUCAGAAGGUUGCCUAUACCGUUUUGGCACGAUGGGACUGUUUCUACUGAGAGGGAGACUAUUACGAGGAGCCAUGGGGCGUAUGUAGACACAAAAGAGAACUCAGGGCUUUCUAAGACUGAUACUGCUUCUUCUGUUACUGUGUUGGAGGAGAAAGUUACAGACUUUGAUUUAAGUACUAUUGGAUUACAUAAGAGACCAAAGGGAAUAGUUGAGCUAUCGUCAAGUUAUGAAAGUAGAACAAGUGGUAUGGAACAUUCAUUAGCAGCCAGGGGAGAUCUUUGGAGAGUAGAAGCUUCUACUUCAAAUUCCGCUGCGAGAGAUGAUAGCUCGUCUCUCUUUCUACUUCAGCUCGGACCUUUGUUAUUUCUGCGCGAUUCAACUCUUCUGUUACCUGUUCAUUUAUCAAAGCAACACUUGCUUUGGUACGGAUAUGAUAGAAAGAAAGGUAAGCAUUCACUGUGUCCAGCUUUGUGGUCAAAGCAUCGAAGAUGGCUUAUGAUGUCCAUGCUCUGCCUCAAUCCUUUAGAUUGCUCAUUUAUAGACUUGCAAUUCCCAAAUGGACAGUUAACAUAUGUAUCUGGUGAGGGACUGACGACAAGUGUCUUUGUUCCUUUAUGCGGUGGUCUUCUUCAAGCGCAAGGUCAAUAUCCAGGAGAUAUGAGAUUUAGUUUCUCCUGCAAGAGUAAAAAGGGAACACGAAUCACACCAAUGGUAAAUUGGCCUGACAAAUCAUUUGCAUUGGGUGUUUCUCAAGCCUUGGCUUGGCGUAGGUCUGGUCUCAUGUUGAAACCUGCAAUUCAACUUAGCAUGUGCUCAACAUUUGGUGGAAGCAAUCCCGGGGUGAGAACCGAAGUUAUUCACUCGUUGAACGAUAAUAUCAAUAUGAUAUGUGGCUGCGCAUUCACAGCUCAUCCUUCAACAUUUGCAUCUGUUUCCUUUGGUCGGUCAAAGUGGAAUGGGAACAUUGGACGAACCGGAAUAGUUGUUAGAGCUGAUACUCCUCUUCCAAACGUUGCCCGACCAUUUUUCUCCAUUCAGAUUAACAAUGCUUUCGAGUUCUAAAAAUAUGUAAGGGCUAAGUUUUUGGUUUGUGUAGUCUCGUCAAAAAGACUAAAUUGUAUAUAGUAAAUCACACUCAUCAAUCCCACAGAGAAAUUUCACAGCGUAAUAACAAAACCUGAAAAGAAAUCUUAUUUUGUACAGUAAAUCAAGCAAGAAAAAAAA
This is a messenger RNA of Camelina sativa (false flax), 1596 nucleotides long. RefSeq lists its product as uncharacterized. The record is from RefSeq and is a predicted model, not a curated record. NCBI's taxonomy places the organism in Eukaryota, Viridiplantae, Streptophyta, Magnoliopsida, Brassicales, Brassicaceae.